Misgurnus anguillicaudatus (oriental weatherfish) is the source of this 1435-nucleotide messenger RNA. Lineage: Eukaryota; Metazoa; Chordata; Actinopteri; Cypriniformes; Cobitidae. The record is from RefSeq and is a predicted model, not a curated record.
CAUUGGUCAAAGGUGUUACGUAGUCACCUAAGCGGUUCAGACGUCUCCUCAGGCAAGGCUGAAUAUUAUGGAUGCGAAUUUGGCGCUGACAAACGCGGAUUACGCUUGUUCUGGCUGUAAUGAAGACCAAGCCUCACAUCUGAAGGACUGGUUACCUUCUGGGUAUGAUUAUCAUUUCUGCACCUAUCGGUCGUACACUACACAAGGCACAUCAAACUUGGACCACAAAAGUUUUGAGGUAUCACUCAGAAUUGCACUGAAAGAAAUUUGUGAGGUGAAAGAAUGGGUGAAAAAGCUUAGUGAGUCAUCAGGAGUGAGUUGGAGAGUGGCAGUGACCAAACCAAGUAAGGGACAACGUGUGCUUUAUAAGGCUCAUUAUAGGUGCCAGCAUAAUGUUUGUGUCCGAUCAGGCAUGGCUAAUCAAAGACGGCUGUCAAAAAAUACACAAUGUGGGGCAAAAAUGGUUUGCACUCUGGUAAAUACUGUAGACGCAAGGGGAGCAUCUAGUAGGAGCAAAGAUCCCCAUAUACCCACCUACCCAACCUCUGUGCGUUUGUACAAUGUACAUAAUCAUAACAUCUUUGUUGCGGAGGCACUGAGGCACAGGGAUGUGGGGGCCAAGGCAAUUGAGACCCUGACUCAAUUGUUUGAGAUUGGGCACAACCCAACCUCAGCUCUGGCUGUACUUAAAAGUGACCUGCUGGCUGAGCAUGGCAACAAAUAUGUAUAUGCCUCAGCCAACCGUAGUCUACGCCACCAUUGCCAUCAACCCCGGACCAAGAAUCUGGCCAACAUGGAAGCAGCAGGAGACCAACCCACCGCGACGCUCGAAGAGUUUCUUCAGCGAUCUCUGGCUCGUAUGGAUCAUCAAGACAAAGUCAUCGAGGAUAUGCGGAAGGCCGUCCACGCAAUGGUGGCGAAAGUGUCCGAGCUCUCUCAGCGAUCUCCACAUACUACGCUACCCACUGCGCCACCCACGCCGCCCGCACCAUCUUCACCUCCAGGGGGUAGUUUCUGUCCAGAACCACGGUUACCCAUUCCCGAGAAAUACUCCGGUGAGUCCAAUUACUGUCACACAUUCCUAUCUCACUGCUCUUUGCAUUUCGCUCAACAGCCCCGGUCAUUCUUCCUCGAGGAAACGAAGGUAGCAUUCACACUCUCACUGCUGACGGGCAAGGCUGCCGUCUGGGGGACGGCGGUGUGGGAAAACAAGGACAUCUGCUCCUCGUUCUCCCUGCUAUCCAAGGAAAUGAAGAGGGUAUUCGAUUGCUCUGUUGUCGGGAAAGAAGCCGCCCGACUCCUCACUGAGCUCCUGCAGGGGGAGCGGUCUGUAUCGGACUAUGCCAUCGAGUUCCGGACCCUGGCGGCGGAGUGCAGGUGGAACGAGGAGGCGCAGUGGGACUAUUUCCUGCAUGGGUUGGCGGAUCGGAUCUAG